AAAUUAAACAAUGACUCGUCGAUUAAUUUAUCUUUUGUUCGUCUUUCUUGCAAUUACAUAUGUUAAUUGCGCUAAAGGAUGUUCAAAGCACGAAGAGAUGAACAAUUGCGGAAGUCUCUGUGAGCCUAGCUGCUCAAAUCAAUUUCCUGACUGCGGAUCUGGUCCUAGUGUUCCUCCGUCUUGCGGUCCGAGACCGAUGAGAGGAUGUCGUUGCCAAAGUGGUUUCUUCAGAAAAGACAAUGGAAAAUGUUCUAAGAAGUGUUAAUUUCUUCAAACUUAAACAUCCUACAAUAACAACUA
Cotesia glomerata is the source of this 300-nucleotide messenger RNA. RefSeq names its product chymotrypsin inhibitor-like. Lineage: Eukaryota; Metazoa; Arthropoda; Insecta; Hymenoptera; Braconidae. The record is from RefSeq and is a predicted model, not a curated record. The coding region runs from base 11 to 265 and encodes 84 amino acids. The transcript is spliced from 3 exons.